Messenger RNA from Plectropomus leopardus (leopard coralgrouper), 4014 nucleotides. Its product is annotated as protogenin B-like. NCBI's taxonomy places the organism in Eukaryota, Metazoa, Chordata, Actinopteri, Perciformes, Serranidae. Gene Ontology annotation, biological process: cell-cell adhesion. The record is from RefSeq and is a predicted model, not a curated record. Gene Ontology annotation, molecular function: protein binding.
AUGGCGAAGUUUAAGAUGAAAGUCAACCGGCACUGGCUGUUUUAUGUUUUGUUUCUUCCUUUAUCAAGUGUUUUAUGUUUCAGCGAGUUGUCUUUCAUCACAGAGCCCAGUGAUGUUACCUUACUACCAAAGGACCCUGCUGUCUUGGACUGUCAGGCUCAUGGGCUGCCUCCAGUCACCAUCAAGUGGCUGAAAAAUGGAGUUCGACUGGCAGAAAGUGAGCACAUACAGUUUCUGCCCAAUGGCUCCUUGUACAUACCAAAGAUAAAGCAUACCAAGGAGGAUUCAGAUGAAGGAUUCUACCAGUGCCUCUCCCAAAACAAAUACGGAGCUAUCCUAAGCCAAAGAUCACGUCUGACUAUCGCAAGUAUCUCAGAGUUUGUGUUGCACCCUGUGCCUAUGGUGGUGACUGAGGGCUCAGUGGCACGAUUUUCCUGUGCUGUCACCUCCAGCCCUCCAGCUACCAUCACCUGGGAGCUCAACCAAAGCACAUUACCACUACAAACAGACAGAAUAACGGUUUUGCCCAACGGAGUCCUUCAGAUCCACAGUGUACAGUUGGAAGACGCCGGACAGUAUCGAUGUGUGGCAACUAACAUCGGUAGCCGUUUGAAGAGUAGAGAGGCUACACUGACAGUCAACAGAGGUGUAAGCCCUAAACCACGUCAGAGGCCCCGAAUCAUUGCUGGACCUCAGAAUGUCACAGUUUCUCUUCACCAAACUGUGGUGCUGGAGUGUGUGGCAACAGGCAAUCCCUGGCCCAUCAUCUCCUGGAGCCGCGCUGACAGUAAACCCAUUGAUGUGUACAACGCCAAAGUGCUGGGCAAUGGGAACUUGGUUAUUACUGAUGUCAAUUCCAAGCACAGUGGAGUCUACCUCUGCAGGGCCACCACCCCUGGAACCCGCAACUACACUAUUGCUGCAGCCAACCUCACAGUUCGAGUGCCACCAUCCAUUGUUGAGAGGCCAGAGAGCCAGACCCGUCCAAGAGCAGGCACUGCCCGGUUUAUGUGCCAAGCAGAGGGAGUGCCACCCCCACGCAUUAGCUGGCUAAAGAAUGGAGAGGAGGUUCACUUAAAUGGGAGGAUUAAGAUGUACAACAGUAAAUUGGUGAUUACACAGAUCAUCCCUGAGGAUGAUGCCAUCUAUCAGUGCAUGGCAGAAAGUGAACAAGGCUCUGUGCUGUCCUUGGCUCGCCUUAUCGUUGUCAUGUCCGAGGACAGGCCCAGUGCACCAAGAAACAUCCAUGCUGAGACCAUCUCAAGCUCUGCUAUUUUACUGGCCUGGGAGAGGCCUCUCUACAAUGCAGACAAAGUUAUUGCGUACUCCAUCCAUUAUAUGAAGGCUGAAGGUCUAAACAACGAAGAAUACCAAGUUGUUAUUGGCAACGACACAACCAGUUACAUCAUCGAUGACCUUGAGCCAGCUCGAAACUACAGCUUUUACAUUGUGGCUUAUAUGCCAAUGGGAGCCAGUCGUAUGUCGGACCAAGUCAGUCAACACACCCUGGAGGAUGUGCCUUUACGUACCCCAGAGCUAAGUCUGACCAGCCAGAGCUCCACAGAUAUUCAGGUGACCUGGCAGCCGUUGCCUGCCAAGGUGAGCCGUGGCCGGUUGUCUGCAUACAGGCUAUCCUAUCGCACAGCUGCAGACAGCUCUGUCACCUCUCUGGAGCUACCUCAGAACAGCACUGAAUACCUGCUGGAGGGCCUGCAGCCUGACACCAUCUACCUGCUCCGCAUGGCUGCAGCCACCCGCGUGGGCUGGUGUGAGCCUUCUGCAUGGACCUCGCACCGUACACCUAAGACCUCCAGCAGCAAAGUGCCUUCAGCCCCUACUCUUCAACUUGAGCCGCUUAACUGCACCUCCAUUGUGGCUCGCUGGCAAACGUCCCCACAAUCUGUGGCUGUCCAGGGUUACCGGCUGUGGUACCAUGAAGAAGGCCAACCAGAGCAGCCCAUCAUCCAACUGCAGGCUCAAACCUGUACCUACACCAUCAGUGGCCUUGAUCCAAGGAGGAAGUAUCAUGUCAAGAUUCUGGCUCUAAGUCAAGCUGGAGAGGGCUACCAGACGGACCAAACUAUUAGUACUCCGGGAUGUGUGUCGGCUAGAGACCAACUGGCAGCAGCCCCUCCGCCUCCAGAUCACGUGACAGUGUUGGCCAACAAUUCCUCUGCAGUGUCUCUGCGCUGGGGCCGACCUGCUUUCCCCUCUGGAAAGGCUGUCAGCUAUACAGUCCGCUGUACACCUGUGGGCACCCACAACGCCUCUGCUAUACGCUACCUACAAACCACCAAACAGAGUGUGAUGAUUCAGAAUUUGGUUCCAAACACUCGCUACGAGUUUGUUGUGCGUCUCCAUGUAGACCAGAUGUCGAGUCCCUGGAGUUCUGUUGUUUACCAUACGACUCUGCCGGCAGCACCUAGCCAGCCACCUGCAGGAGUGCGAGUGACUCUGAUUGAGGAAGACACUGCUCUGGUUUCCUGGAGGGAGCCCACAGAGCCCAAUGUGGUGGUUACACGCUACACUAUCAUGUACGCGUCCCAGAAAGCCUGGAUGGCUGGACGCUGGCAGAUACUGCAGAGGGAGGGAAGCCACACAAUGGCCCUGCUGGAGAAGCUGGAGGCGGGAAAUGUCUACCUGGUGAAAAUCUCUGCCUCCAACCAGGUCGGCGACGGGCCUUUUUCUGACAUCGUGGAGCUGGCACUGAAGCGUGGAAACACCCAACGCAGCAAGAACCCCAGACACUCUGACAGCUUCCUGGAUACAACAGUGCUCUCUGAUGGUCUCUACCACAUAGACCAGAGGUCCAUGACAGGGAUCAUCGUUGGUGUGAGCAUCGCCUUGGCCUGUAUUGUUAUGUGUGCCUUAAUCCUCAUCAGUAAAGGCAGACCAAGAAAAUCCUCCAGUCACAAAGUCAUUGCUGUGGGAGCUGCUGAAGGUCCACAUGGCGGUUUGUCCCUGCCCAUUGAACACCAUAGAGAAAAUGCAGAGGCCCUUAUACCCAUGAUAAGUCACCACUUUAUAGAUACCAAGGGGGGAUCGAAUAUGAUCAUAAAUGGUGCUGGACAAGUCGGCAGCAGGCAAAACAAGAGAUGGCUGCUCUUCAAUAAGGACGUCAGGAAUCGAGCUGAAACUGAUGCUGAACAGAGAGCCAGCUUGUACGAGGCUGGUAAAACAGUUUUGAGGUAUGACGAGCAUUUAGGCUCAGCGCCCCUGCCACCUUCGUCUCGGGAGAUCAUCUACGGACCGUAUCACUCAGAGAGCUCUCACACCAGUGAGGGCAGCCAAGAGACGGGAGACUCAGGACACUACUCCAACGAAGACAGCAACGAAGAGAUGAGCAACCCGUCGACCAGCCAAAGCUCCCGACCUGGAUCUUUUGGGCAGGACGACGGCGCUGCUGUCGCUGAGCUGGAGCAGUCUUUCAAAGUGGAAAAUGAGAAGAUGCCGAACCAGCCCCUCCAUCACUCUGCCCCUGAUGCUACCCGGCUCUGCUGUGCCUCAGAGGGCUCUCGCCCCGCCCUGUACACGUCCCAAGCAGUCGGCUCCUCCUGACACCACCCGGCCUAGAUCUGCUCUCCAGCAGCCGAAGCUACGCCACUUCUUCCUCGUUUGCUUCCUGAGUUGAGUCCCUCGGUUAUUUCCUGAGGCACAAGGGAUCAGGAAGCCAGCUGCUGCGACGGACGAAAUGUGCUUUUGCUUCAGAUCUACCUCAGGAUUUUUGUAUGAAUGUUUGUAUAACAUCUUAUUUCCAUUUUUUUCUACCUGUCUGUGUUUGUGGCAUUGUCUGUCCUAAACCAAAGCUCACCCAUGAUGAAUGUUAAAAAAGAAUGUCAAAAAAUGUACUUUGAUACAUUUCCAUUAUAUUUAAUUACUUUCCACUGGAGCAGAGGCCGCAGUUGGGCCCUUUUGACUUAUUAUCUACCUCCAUGUUCUGUUCUUGUGUAUACAUUACUACCUCCUUUUUUUGCCACAUAUUGUGCAGUAUUAUCUCAGACUCAGGGGCGGAAA